AAAAAAACCUCCCGCCCGCGCCUUGCAUUUUUCUUUUUUUUUUUACAGGGUGCACGGACACGUAUGUUCUCGCGAGAGGACGACGGGACCGGAGAGGGUAUUGUCUGCACAGGCGGUGCCGACCGCCGGGCUGCCGCCAAGCGGGAGGGCGCCAGGCUCAACGAGCAGAACAGGCGGGGAAAAAAGCCAAAAAAUAAGGGGGUGGGGCAAAGCGUGGCAGAGGCUACGUCCGCUGCCAUGAAAACCGCACUCAAAGAUAUUGAGCCACUGCUGGAAAAGGUUGGCGGAUCAGAAAAAUCAGAGUGGUACAAAAAAAAAGAGGAACACGCUUGCAAGACUGCUGAACACGACAGCAAGGCUUCUGGCCUCGCCCUCCAGAAGGAAAUGACCGAGUCCCACGCCGAAUUCUCGAAGAAAAUUGUGGAGGAGGAGAAAGAAAAAGCAGAGGGUUAUCAGACGAGAGUUAGAUUCCUGCGCAAAAUGUUGGCCGGCAUCGAGAAGGAAAUGUUUGGCGACGAAUAACACCCAUAUGCACUCCCGGAAGAGUGUUACCGUGCAAUCGUCGAAUUUUAUGCAUGCUCAACGUCUUCGUUUCGUCGCAGCAUUGAGGAUACGUGCGCCUCCGCAUAGACGUGUGGGUUUGGUAGGCAACAACACUUUGAGAGGAUGCUUUACGGCAACAAAGGAGUAUCAACAAAAUAAAUAUAGUGGAAGAAAGCCGAGACCGUUGUGGUUCACGGGCAAGUUGCUGUGACUGUAUUCAACGAACACGAGGAUGCGUUUUUUUAUUUCUCUCCCUGCUGCAGGGCUUGCUUGCUGCGAGGGUCGUAGCCUUCUUUUUUUUUUGGACCAGCGGGGGGGGAGGUU
Molecule: messenger RNA, 867 nt
Organism: Ectocarpus sp. CCAP 1310/34
Lineage: Eukaryota; Phaeophyceae; Ectocarpales; Ectocarpaceae
Source: the annotation of a GenBank genome assembly